Molecule: messenger RNA, 1518 nt
Organism: Striga hermonthica
Lineage: Eukaryota; Viridiplantae; Streptophyta; Magnoliopsida; Lamiales; Orobanchaceae
Source: the annotation of a GenBank genome assembly
AUGGAGAAGCUUUCACUGACGACGCAGAGCAAUUUCUUGGUCACAAGAAUGUUGGACAUCUGCGACCAAAAUGGAGAAACCGAUUACGCAACGAUUCUCUUCCACCAAGUCUGUGAGCCCAACGUUUUUCUCUACAACGCCAUGAUUAGAGCCUACACGCACAACCGCAUGUAUGUACAGGCCGUCGACGUGUACAAGAAGAUGCUAAGCCACCAUUUGCAAGCUGAAGAGCAGAUUUUUCCCGACAGAUUCACUUACCCGUUCGUGAUUAGGUCCUGCGGAGGUCUUAUGAGUGUUUGGUCCGGAAAGCAGAUUCAGGGGCACGUUUGCAAAUUCGGGUUGACGCGCAAUAGCCUGAUAGAGAGCUCUUUGUUGGACAUGUACGUGAAAUGUGACCAAAUCAGCGACGCCCACAAGCUGUUUGAUGAAAUGUUUGAAAGAGAUGUGAUUUCUUGGAACAGCCUCAUUUCUGGGUAUGCGAAGUUGGGUCGGAUCAGAAAAGCCCAAUCGUUAUUCAAGAAAAUGCCUAAUAAGACGAUCGUGUCGUGGACCACCAUGAUUUCUGGGUACACCAAGGCCGGGCUUUUUAACGAGGCCAUGAACGUGUUCAGAAGAAUGCAAGCGAACGGGCUGCAGCCCGACUGGAUCAGUUUGGUCGCGGUUCUGCCGGCGUGCGCCCAAUCGGGCUCUUUGGAGCUCGGGAAAUGGAUCCAUUCCUACGCGGGCCAAAAAGGUCACUUGAAAAAGACUUGCGUGUCUAAUGCUCUAAUCGAGAUGUACACAAAGUGCGGCUGCGUGGGUCCCGCACUACAAAUUUUCAGUGAUAUGGCUGAGCGGGACGUCGUCUCGUGGAGCACCAUGAUUACCGGGCUGGCCCACCACGGGAGGGCCCGUGAGGCGAUUCGACUGUUUGGUGACAUGGGUCGGGCCGGCAUAGGCCCAAACGAGGUUACGUUUGUGGGCCUCUUGUCAGCAUGUGCCCAUGCGGGUCUAUUGGAGGAGGGGUUAAGGUAUUUUGAGUCCAUGGGCAGCGUUUACAACAUAGAGCCAGGGAUUGAGCAUUACGGGUGCAUGGUCGACCUUAUGGGUCGUACGGGCCAUAUAGAUCGGGCUUUGAAGCUCAUAAGGAGCAUGAAAGUUGAGCCAGACUCGGCCAUAUGGGGUUCGUUGUUGAGCUCGUGCAGGACUUAUCGUGAUGUCGAGACUGCGGUUGUUGCAAUGGAGAAGUUGUUGGUGCUUGAGCCGGAGGAUACGGGGAAUCUUGUGUUGCUCGCGAAUAUAUAUGCAGAUAUCGGGAAGUGGGAAGAGGUUUCGAGGAUAAGAAGGUUUGUUAGGAGUCGAAGCAUGAAGAAAACGCCCGGGUGCAGCUCGAUCGAGAUCGAUGGCGUGAUUCGAGGAUUUGUGUCGGGAGAUGAUUCGAAGACGUUUAGUGAGGAUAUUUUUGGUGUUUUGGAGGUAUUGGCAUUGCAUCAGAUAGAAAUAGAUGACUGGAUUGAGGCUGGAUUCGAGGUUCUGUAA